GUCGUUCAGGACCUUCUUUCUUACGUUAGUUUUCGACAAGGAUGACACAAAUUGGGUCAAGGAAGACAAGAAGAUCGGCAUUGACUUGCGGCUCUUUCAAGGCUACGGUGUCAAGGCUUUCUCCAUGAAAGCGUUUGACGUGCGCAGGGAUGGCAUCGAGCUUCGCAUGCUUACUGCGGAACAGUUCCUCAUUAGAACGAACGACUACCGCGUCACUGACUGCCUUCCUGUCGUCAAAAGUUCCUUGGAGCUCACCAAACCCUUAGUGAAAUUCAGCAGCCCGGCGGACCAACUGUCAGGCGUUGUUAAGGAAUACAGGGAAACCUUCUCGAGGCUGCCUCUGGACCAGCAAGCCGACUGCGCUUUCGUUCCCUUUGUCACGAGCUCGAGGAAAUCGCGACAGACGCCAUCCGCGCCGGUUGGGAAGAGGAAACAGUUGGCUGUUUAUUUCCAGCUCCGCCUUUGCCAGCCGCAUCGCCCUCGCCCUUGCCCACGUGUCCAGGAAGGUGCGACUGCCUUAACUAAGCGAAACGAGGAGGAAGAAGAUGGGGGAAGCUGCGGUCCGCGUGAAGACGACGGUGAUGACGAGUAUAUGGACAUUGGGGAUGAGAACAUGCAGGACCAGAACAUGCUUAGCGAUGACGAUGUAGGUGUCACGUCGGAGCAUGGCCCUGGUGACAUCCCCACCGAUUCUGUGGGAGCGGCUGUUGGUCGGCCCUUAUCGUCCCCUACGAUAUGGCAUUCGCAAGGCGGGAGUCCGGGAGUCAAGGUGGGCAUGACUCGCAGGAGCAGGGAGGAUCAAAGUCGAGGAAAAGGACAAGAGAAACUUUUUCUUCUGCUUCCACUCACAAGAGACAAGCGAGGACUGACGCUGUUAACGAGGCUCGUGGAGCUCUGGUGGCAUCCCAGGAGGCGAGACCUUCUCGGAAGAGCAGCCAGGGGGGAAGAUCUGGCGGUCGUGGCGGCGGCCGUGGUGACGCAAGAAAAGGCAUCGACCAUCAAGAGUUCCAUCACCAUGGAACCGGGGGCGUGGGAUAGGCCUGAGCUCGUGCUUGCGCCGGUUGACCGCAACGACAUCGUUGGCGGGCAUGGAAGGCGGAUAACACCAACCGAAUUCUUCGAAAAAGACUCCUCAGAGUUCGAUUGGUAUGCUGUCUGUGGUCAGCAUACGGUCGAGGUCAUGAAGACAUUGGUAAAAAAGAGCUCUCCAGCAGUUGACGUCUAUGGCCUUCGCACGUACUCUAAGGUGCGGGUCGUCUAUUUUGGAGAUGACCAGACGCGAGGGUAUUUCAAUGUCUCCGCCUUCGACAACACGCGCGAAAAUCGGGCCAUGAUGUUGUCGUUCGAGGAUGCUGUCCGUGAUAUGAGGCAAUGGUGGAUCGAUAACCAUCGAAUCGAGGCCCCGGAAGGCAAGAUGAACCUCGCCACAUCCACCGAGGUUGUGUGGCCACUGGUCGAGAAGUUCUUCGAGAUGUUCAACGAGGGGAAGCUGCCAGUUGGCGAUGGUAAAAUACCGCUUGACAUGCCGGGUAGGAUGGAGGGGCGCCAGCCAGGCCCGUACACCGACGAGACGAAGGGGCAAAGAACAUUAUACCAUUGCAUAUACGCGAGAGAUGAUCCCAAAGGCUUCACCGUGUCGUGGAAGGAUCUCUGUCCUUCCUUCAAAAAUUUUGGGGAUUUGACGUGCCGCGAGAGGGAAGUUGCACUGCUCCUCCUCAUGAAAGGGAAGGUGGUCGUGACGAACGUCAAGGUCAUGCCUCCGAGAGUGAAUACGGAGUGCCUCCUCGACAUCAUGCGCAAGGAACGCUACAUGGUCCGUAUGUUCAACUACGUUGUUUUCCGCGCCGAGGGAAGGGCGGACGAUGAAUGGAAUGAUGCCUUCUUCAUGUCAUACAAGGACCUCGAAGACAGGUAUGGGCCGAACGGUCUGUGUGCAGCUGAAUGGGAGAAGGGACGAGACAAGCUGCAGGUCAGCAAAGUGAAGACGGUCCCUCGACGACUUGGAGGGGUGGAGGAGGCAAGGCAAGGAUCAGGCUUGGGCCCUACGGCGGCAAUGUAUAAGGAGGCUCCGUUCCACUUUAAGGCGUUUGUAUACACCUCAAUUGAUAAGCUCGAUCUGCUUCGGGCGGAGGUCAAACGGGUCGCCUCCAGCGCACGUCAUAUCGUGUGGGAUAAACUUAAAAAACAAACAACAUUGCUACCGGUGUGCAUGCCAUUGAAGGAAGUGGUGGCUGCGUCAGACGACAUCGUCGUUGCGGCGCAAAAAAUGACCUACAGGGCCGUCAUCCUUGACAUCUCCCCCGCCAACUUCUACACGACAUGGACCUCUCAAGAGUUCGACGCUCUGCACUCUAUGAUGACUAAGUGUUGUGGCGUUAAUUGGGUUCUUUUUGUCCUCGCACCGCAGAAGGUGCAAAGUGAUGUUCUGCGUUGCUUAUUUCGGUGGGAGGACAUCAAACUCAUCCUCGGGACCUGGAAAUGGGUGGACAGGCCAUCGAAUGACAUCACGAGGUACGACAAUAUCGCUACGGCGAGUCGAGACAUGAUGGCCAUUGUCCUGCACGCGGAGGGACGGUAUCUCAGAAAGGUCACGGUCGCACCCCACCUUGUCAAUGACCUCACAAACGUGCAUGUUGUGGAGGAGAAGUUCGAGAAGUGUCUGGGGAAACACGGUGGCAUAGAGGGCGAUGAAAGUGUGGUAUAUUCCAUAUGGGAGCGAGAGCCUGGCAAGUUGCGUUCGUUGUGCGGGUCAUUCGUCGGGGAGGCGGAAGGUGUGCUUUUAUUGGGUAGGGUGCACGCGGGUCUUGUGUGGGAAUUCUUACUGGCAGGGAAUAAUGUCAUUGCCUGUGAAGAGUCGACAAAGGACAUUGCAUACUUGACAAAGUUCAUCGAUAUACUUGUCAAGGACGAUAGAUUCAACUGCCACGUCAAGAAACCGCGUUGCAAAUAUCGCCCGAACAGGGACAUGUUCCACAAGUUGAGGCCUAAGAGACUGAAGGUGUGGGAGUACCUGUUCCGCGAUAUGCCACAAGGACAGCUUGAUGGGAAAUAUAUAUACAGGAAAGCAAAGGCAACAAAGACCCUCAAACAUUAUCACGGUGCUCUCACUGGCGCCUUUGAGACUUUUGUUGCUCGAUGCGAAAUCCUCAAGUUCGAUCUUCGCAAAGACCAAUUGACGUCCAAGGACUACGCGGAGCUCGCGAAAUCGGGCGAUGGCUUUAACCCCGUCGACAACGAGGAAGAUUCUUCGGACUCCGACCUCGAACUGGGCGAGGACACAUGUGCUGAGGUUCUGCGCGGUGGAAUGGUGCAAGCUCACGAUGACGGAACUGUCCAUUCGCACGAAGGGUCCAUCCCGGUGGCCGCCCCAAGCGUCGCCUCAAUGGUGGUCCCGUCGGAGACUGCUGCAUUGCAAGACAUUGGAAGAUGCAGGCAGAGCGAGACCGCCAUCAAAGUCAAGGCCGAAGAAUUGUUUCAUGUCUUGCGCGACAAUCGGCAACUGGAGUACAGCAACAAAUUUUAUGCCCUGCGCUCGAGUCCCUCACGCGGGUCAAUCAACUGGAAGGUUGAUCAAACCGCCAGAACCUUGGAGGGGAGCUGCUAUCAUGAUUUCAUGCCUUCGACCGAGCCGGCCUCUGUGGCUGCGCAAGCAGGGCACAGGGGAGAUGACUGGACUACUGUUGUCGGGCCUCAAGAGGUUAACAUGACGUCAAUGCCGCAAAUAUCGGAAAAAUCCAUCUCGGUCGCCGCGGCACAAUCGUCCCCACCCAUCGAUGUGUCAACGACGUUGCCGCCGGAUGCAGGUGCGAGGUACGGGAGUUUAUUGAUAACAAAUGCUGCAAUGCAAGGCAGAUCCGAGAUCGAGUCAGAAUCUGAUGUUGGGCCGAGCGUGGCGGAGAGUCAGUUGCAACCGUCUUUAUGCACUGGCAAAGGUGAUGCACAAUCACCGCUGACACCACAGGGAGGGGCCGGUGGGGAUGGCGGGAAGGGAGGGGAUGUGAAGGGAAUACUCCAUUCUCGCAACCUCGACACCUUAACCGCUGAUAUUGAUUAAAAGGGUGAGGGUGGGUGAGGCGGGAGGGGUGCAAUUGGAGGGGGAGAAUCCAGUGAUAUGAUUACAACUUCACCUCUGCCUUGUUGAACGAAAUUGUGUAAUUGACUUGGUUCGUUGUUUUGUUUAAAACAGAGUUCGUAUUAGUCUCCAUAGGCACCCCUUCCACAUCGUUUUUCCAUUUAUGUAUAUAUAUUUUUUUCACGUCAAAUUUUUAAUAGACCUGAGAUGUUUAGAUUGACUGCCCGUCUCGACGUCCAGUAACAAAUCGUGGUGGGAGC
Molecule: messenger RNA, 4332 nt
Organism: Chara braunii
Lineage: Eukaryota; Viridiplantae; Streptophyta; Charophyceae; Charales; Characeae
Source: the annotation of a GenBank genome assembly